This is a messenger RNA of Aureococcus anophagefferens, 4311 nucleotides long. RefSeq lists its product as hypothetical. Lineage: Eukaryota; Pelagophyceae; Pelagomonadales; Pelagomonadaceae. The transcript is spliced from 2 exons. Bases 1 to 4311 code for a protein of 1436 amino acids. The record is from RefSeq and is a predicted model, not a curated record.
AUGGCCGAGCACGUGGGCGCCGACGCGCAGGCCGGCGGCCGGCGCAAGUCCGUGAGCUGGAACGACGCGCCGCCGGCCGUGGAGCGGGCGCUCUCGGCGGAGGAGGAGCGCAAGGGCAUCCUGGUCAAGCUCGAGACGCUCGACGCUUUGCGGGCGCGCGGCGUGCUCAGCGACCGGGACCACGCGCUCAAGGCCGACCGGCUCCGGGCCAAGUUCGGCCUCUCCGAGUCCGAUCUGCGAGGCCUGGAGGACGAGGCGCGGACGAUGGCGCGCAAGCGGAAGAUCGUCCACGCGCUCGAGAUGCCGCGGGUCAUGGCCGGCGUGCCCGAGGGCGUCGUCUUCCGGCUCCAGGCGCUGCACAACCUCCGGGACGAGGGCCGCAUCGACGCGGCGACGUUCGAAGCCAAAAAAAGAAAGCUCGGCGAGGCGAACCACUUGGACGCGUCGCACCUCACGUCCGCCGACGACGCCGCCGAGGCGAAGCAGCUCCUGGAGAAGAUCGACCGCGCCGUGGCCCACUCGCUGGACCGCGGCGCGGGCGUCGAGGACGCGGCGCGGCGGCUCCGAGCCGUCGACCGGGACAAGGAGAACGGCGCCGUCACGAAGCGCGCGUGGCUCCAGCGCCGCUGGGACGCCGUCGACGGCUACCUCGCCGGCGUCGGCAACGACGCGCCGACGAAGGCCGAGCGCGCCGCGGCGCUGGACCUGAUCGUCGACGCGCAGCAGGAGAUCGACAUCAUGGCGGACGUCACGUCCGCGUUCGCGGCGGGCGACCAGCGCGGGUCGCGGCGGUCGCUCUGGGUCGCCGUGCAGCGCAAGUACCGGCGCAAGUCGGUUAACUCGCGGAGCCGCAGCGGGAGCUUGGACGGGGCGCCCGUGGCCGCGGACGCGCAGGACCCGGGGGACCACGCGCCGUCGCCGGGCAAGCCCGCGGCCGCGGACGCGGCCUUCGACGAGCCGCCGUCCGACGACGAGGACGCGGCGCCGCCCGCGGAGCCCGCGGCCUUCGAGGUGCCGGCGGCCUUCGAGGAGCCGCCGUCCGACGACGAGGACGCGGCGCCGCCCGCGGAGCCCGCCGCCUUCGAGGAGCCCGCGGCCUUCGAGGAGCCGCCGUCGGACGACGAGGCGGCGGAGCAGCCGGCGGCCGAGCCGGAGCGGCCGCCCGCGGAGCCCGCGGCCUUCGAGGAGCCGCCGUCGGACGACGAGGCGGCGGAGAAGCCGGAGAUCCGCCGCGACUCCGUGCUCGUCUGGAAGCCGUCGUCGCUCGAGGAGCCCCAGUACAUGGAGCCCUGCAAGCGCGUCGUCGUCGACGAGCCGGAGGCCGUCGAGCCGGCCGUCGACGAGCCGGCGGCCGCGGAGCCAGAGCCGGCGGCCGCGGAGCCGGAGCCGGACGCGUCCGACGACGACGACGGCGGCCGGCUGUCCAUCGCCGAGUCGCUCUUCGGCAUCAAUCGCCAGAGCGCGCACAUGUUCCACCACGCGCCGACGCCCGAGCGCAUCGCGACGCCCCAGCGGCCCGAGCCCAGGGCGCCCGAGGAGGAGAUGGACGACCGGCCGUCCAUCGCCGACUCGCUCUUCGGCGUGCACCGCUCGAGCGCGCACAUGUUCCACGGCGCGCCCCAGCCCGUGCGCAUCCAGACGCCCCAGCGGCCGCUGAGGAUCGAGGAGGACGAGGUCGACGACCGGCCGUCCAUCGCCGAGAGCCUCUUCGGCAUCAACCGCAAGUCGGCGCACAUGUUCCACCACGCGCCGACGCCCGAGCGCAUCAACACGCCGCUGCGGCCGCCGACGCCCGUUCAGGAGGCGGACGAGGACCCGGAAAUCUUCGAGCGGGCGUUCGCGACCGCGUCGCUGGGCCUGCGGCUCGCGCUCGUCGACGACGACGGCGGGCCCUGGAUCGCCGUCGAGGGCGCCACGGACGCGAGCGGCCUCGGCGGCGAGCACUUUCCCUUCCAGCUGUGGAAGGUCGCCGGCGCCGAAGCAAAAGCGGCGGACGACGACGCCUUCUUCGACGUCUGCGACGGACUCGUCGACGCGCCGCGGCCGCUGACGCUGACGUUCAGGCGGCGGCCGCCGCCGCGGCCGCCCGCGCCGAAAGCCAGGGGCCGCCGCGCGGGCGAGCGCGUCGAGGCCUUCGUGGAGCCGCCGUCGAGCGACGAAGACGACGACGAGACGCUGUCGACGAUCGCGCUGGCGCAGCCCUACCGGCGCCUCUCGGUCUGGGCGGACCCGGCGUCGUUCCCCGCGGACCCGGCGGCCCUGCUAAACCAGCCCUCGGUCGAGCUCUCCCAGCCCUCGGCUGUCGAGCUCUCCCAGCCCUCGGCGCUCUCGCAGCCGUCGGCGCUCGACCCGCCCUCGGCCGGCGAGCCCCCGUCGGAGCUGUCCUUCGCCACCGUCGUCGCGAAGCGCUGCAUGGCCUCCGCCGCCGUGGCGCGGCGCGCCGUCGCCUACGGCGCGGCCCCGGAGGCCGAGGGCCCCAUCCCCGCGGUGCCGCCGCGGAGCCCGUACCCGAAGAGCCGGCCCGUGCGGAUCCCCGAGGCCGACGCCACGCCGCAGCCGUCCGCCCCCACGUCCGCGCGCGCGUCGCGGCCCUCGGCGCCGCGCAUCCACGCGGACGCGCCGCCGCCGUGCCCCGCGCCCGCGGCCGCGCCCGCGCCGCCGGACGUCCUCGUCGUCCACGGCGACGACGACGACUACGGCGACUUCUACGCGCCCGUCUUCGAGGCGCCUCUACGGGUGGAUGGCUCGGACCGCGACAGCGCGUCCUGCGACACGCAGGCGUCCUUCCAGGCCGACGCGAUCGACUUCAGCGCGUUCGACUUCCGCGAGUCCGACGAGGAGGACGACGUCGCCAUGGCCGAGGAGGCCCGGCCGGGCAUGGCCGCGAGCGACGAGGACUCGGCGAGCGUGCGGACGCAGCGGACUUUCGAGGAGACGCGCGCGCCCUUCGUCGCCGAGGGCGCGUUCCGGGACGCGGGCGCGCUCCGGGAGCCGUCCGACGACGACACGCUCACGUUCGCGGCGACGGCGUCCGCGCAGCCCUCCUUCGACGUGGAGCGCGCCGAGGUCGUGCGCCGGCGCGACGAGGAGGCCCAGGAGGUCGCCCGACGAGAGGCCUUCGCGGCCUUCGCCGCUUCCAAGGCCUUCUCGUUCGCGUUCGCGUCGAAGAACGUCGCGCUGGCCGUCAACGCGUGCGACCUGCGGUCGCGGCCCCAGUCGCCCGACGUCUACAUCCCCUCGGCGGCGGAGAUUCUGCUCAAGCAGGAGCUCCAGCAGUCCGGCCGGGCCAUGCUCGACGGCAAGAUCAACGUCGACCGCGACGGCGAGGACGAGGAGGCCGCGCGGCGCGCGCAGGCCGCGGCGGUCGACGACCUCGGCGUCAGCUUCCGCUGGGAGAACCGGGACACGCUCGCCUUCCCCGAGGGCACCAUCGAGCUCAGCUCCGCGGAGAAGGAGGCCGCGCGCGAGCGCGCGGCUGCGGCCGCCAAGGCCGAGCUCCUGAACAGGGAGGCCAUCGACGAGCCCGCGGAGCAGCAGCCGGCGGCCCACACCGUGUCGGCGGCGACGUGGAACAUCGUCGGCGCGGCCGUCAACGACGAGCUCGACCGCGAGCCCGAGGACGCGGGUCUCGUCGCGCAGGCGGCGUUCGACGUCGUCGCCAAAAAAAGGAAGCAGAAGCGCAAGGAGAAGAAGCUCGUGCCGCUGCGCCCGCCGCGCCUCACGCGCAUCCCCGCGCCGGAGAACGUGCCCUGGUGGAACAAGACGCGCGCGCGCGCGCGCGACGCCGCGGCGCUGCGCCUGUGGUGGCCCGACGCGGACGCGGCCCCUUUCCACGGCGACGUCAACGAGGUGCUCGCGGCCAUCGCCGAGCCCGUGACGCCGGGCCUGGAUUUUUCGACGACGGACCCGGGCGGCCGGGGCUACCGGUCGACGCCCGGGUCGCGCGCGGCGACGCCCGCGGCCACGCGGCGGUCCAUGGUCCACAGCAAGUCGCAGCCCGCGCUCCACAAGCCGUCGACGGCGCCGACGCAGGCGCUGACGGCUUUUGAUUAUGACCGGUCGACGCCGAAGAAGAAGGCGGGCGCGCCGCGGUCGCCGGGGAAGGAGGGGCCCGUCACGUGCGGCGAGGUCUUCCUCGAGACGGCCAAGUGGCCCAAGGCCCGGCGGCCCUCGGUGGACUGGCCCCUGCCCCGCGUCAUCCGCCGCGUCGCGCGCCACCGCACCAUGCCCGACGCGCCCGCGCGGGACCAGCUCCCCUUCCUCGGCUGGACCGCGCACCACCCGGGGCCCGACGACUACGUCUGCCCGUGA